AUGCAAAAUGAGCAGUGGAGGACAGUGUAGAAGACGCAGAGGGCUCUCGGUCUGACCCACGAGGAUUUGAAGAUGUCUGCGUGCAGUGACUUUGUGGAACACGUUUGGAAGCCCGGCUCCUGCAAAAACUGCUUCAACCCAAAGAGUUCCCAUCGGCUGCAAACACCCCCAGACGUGGGAGCUUGUGCUGUGCUCCCGAAUGGAGUUAGGACCAAGCCUGAGAGCCCCGUGUUGGAAGACGAAGGUGUAAAUACUUCUCCCUUCUCAAAGCCAACAAUUGCUGUGAAGCCAACUAUGAUAAACUCGGAUGUUUCUGACUCGUGGGCGGACGUGAAUAUGAAUGCAGAUCUGUCACAGGUCAGCUGGGGCAUGGUUUCUGGCAAACAACUCCUUCUGAAAUCAGGAGAUGCACAGAGGAUCUGCCUUGACAAUUUUGGCAGUGGAGGUGUGAGAAAGCCCUUCCUUCACAACCUGCCCAGUGACUGCUUGUCUUGCUGUCCUCCUAGCUACUCCAUGGUGGGCCUGCGCAGCUUGGAAAGUCAUGUGGAGAGAAAUGUCUCCAUCCACAGCCUGGUGCUUGUGGGUGAGGUGGGCAAGCAGGAGGAUAGAGCCAAAGACAAGUUUGCCCUGCCACAUCGUGCCCCCUGCCCUAAUCUGUCUGCCUUGAGGGACAGAAACACCACAAACCCCAGCAGAAACCCUUCUUCCCAAGCCAGAGAAGGAGCAGCACUCCCCUUGGAGGGCAACUGUGGUCACCUCUCCUCCAGCUUUGAAAGCGAAGGGGGUGAGUACUGCUCAAUCACAGACUGCCACGGAGAGCGCGCUGUCUCGUGGGAGCCGUGUUGCGUGGAGGGGAAGGGCGCUUGGAGUGAGAAGGAGAGUUCUGCUCCAUGCAGAUGGAGGCAGCGGGAUGCUCCCGAGAUUCCCAGGCCAAGUGGCAGGGCGGUCAAGUUCAGUGAAGAGGAGCGCAGAGGUGUGAAUGUGGCCUUCUGCAUCACAAAAAACCAGGGUGAUCCUCUCCCCUACGCCCUGUGUUCAGAGAGGAAAAAGCCGUCUUUCCACCCUGAGCCUGCUGCCCUCCCUGAGAGCAUAGGGAGCAGCAAGGCAGCUGCCUUCGCUUUGUCCCCAGAGGACAAGGACUUGCCUCUACCAGGAGAGACCUCUGGCACUGAAGGCCCCCAGCCUGAGGGUUCGAGCACCCCUCAGCAGGCUCUGGUGGAGCCACAGCAUCCUUGCCUUGCUGAGCCAGCCCGCAGUGAUCCCAUAUACGCUGAGAGCACCAAGAGGAAGAAGGUGCAGCUGAAGGCUAUUGGAGGACACGCAAAAGUAGAGAAGCUGGCCCACAACACUGGCAAGGAGCAAGCUGAUGGGACUUGGAGGGAUGGCAGCUGGGCUUUAGGUGGUGAGAAGGAGUACCAGGACUCCACUGGCCAGGUGGCAGCCAAGAUAACUAUAAUGACAGCACACACUGAGGAUGAUCACAAGACAAUAUUCCUCAGCAGCCCUGACUCGGCAGUGGGAGUUCAGUGGCCAUGUAUCAGCCCCACUUCCCACCCCGAUUUUGGGAGUUCAUCACCUGCCAUUGAGCACGGGGAGAUUUUUCAAGCGUCGGGAAGUGAAAACAGCUCAAGAUUUCAUCUGGCAGCUCCUGCCAAGACCUCAGUUACUGAGAGUCCAGCCAUUCCCCCAAAGAUGUCCCGAAACGGCCAGCCAGGCAGUGAGGGGAACCGUGUGUCCCCAAUAAGCUCCCAUGUGGCAAGGCUUGGUGAUGACAACAGCCAUGAUGGAGCUGGUGUUCAGUUGCUGCCGAGGAGCUAUACUGAUACGGGCGCCUUUGGGGCGUCUCCUUCUCUGUGCACUCAUGUCAAUGGGGUCUCCGUGGAGGAGUCCAGCAGAGGCCUGACAGGCUCAUCCUAUGACAGGAGGCAGAAAUACUACACCCCAACGUGGACCAAGCAGUGCCGGAUAGAGGAAGAGGAAGAGCAGGAGGAGGAGGAGCAGGAGCUCCUAACCCACCCAUGGGCAGUGGGAGCUGAGAAUGGAAGAGCUGGGGCUGACCUUGUGGGUGAUGGCCCAAUGCUGGAGAGACAGGCUGGGAUCAGCAAAUCAUCGUCUUUCUCCUUUGAUUUCCCUAAAGACAAAAAUAAUGGAGUGGAGUUUGCACCACCACCACCGCCACCGCCAAAAAAGCAGUCCAGGUACAGCCCU
Molecule: messenger RNA, 2208 nt
Organism: Nestor notabilis (Kea)
Lineage: Eukaryota; Metazoa; Chordata; Aves; Psittaciformes; Psittacidae
Product: tyrosine-protein kinase SgK223-like
Exons: 2
Biological process (GO): protein phosphorylation
Molecular function (GO): protein kinase activity
Source: RefSeq, a predicted model, not a curated record